This is a messenger RNA of Wyeomyia smithii (pitcher-plant mosquito), 4459 nucleotides long. It is a transcript of the gene Tsc1, whose product is annotated as hamartin. The transcript has 7 exons. Lineage: Eukaryota; Metazoa; Arthropoda; Insecta; Diptera; Culicidae. Gene Ontology annotation, cellular component: TSC1-TSC2 complex. The record is from RefSeq and is a predicted model, not a curated record. The coding region runs from base 530 to 4117 and encodes 1195 amino acids. Gene Ontology annotation, biological process: negative regulation of cell population proliferation; regulation of cell cycle; negative regulation of TOR signaling.
CAUCUGUGAUGUGGAUUCGGAGCUGCGGACGGUUGACUGAACGUCUGACGAGCAAAAGUGAAAAGAGAAGUUUAUUUUUCUGAUUUUUCCACAGCAGUCAUCCAUUUUUGUAACAUUUUAUUUGUUGCUUGCUAGCUAUUGAAGCGUAAUUUUAUAAUUCUGCUAAAGAAUUGUCCUUGAAAAGUCGAUAUAUAAUAGGUUCUGAAAGCAGGUACUGUAUUAAUAACAAGAGUUGUGGAAAAAGUUGAUUUUUGGAAAAAUGAGAAAAAUCUGCACCAACUGCCGAUGGUAACUUAGAGCGAAACGGCAGACAGUAGUAUCAAAGAUAUCUGUAGAACAAGAACAAACGCAGUAGGAUUGGAAAAAGUAUGGUUAUACAAACCGUACGAGGAAAACCGAAACGACGAAAACGAAGACAAACCUACGCAAUAGUCGGCAAAGACGAUUAUCCGGGAGAACCACGAGAAUCAGCUGGAAAUAUAUAGGGGUAGCAAACUAACUGCAAGUAAAAGGGUAGCAUAAUAACAAGAUGGAUGUGACAAAGUUAUUCUCCGACCUAGAGUCGAACAAUUUAGCCCUGGCCGAUGACAGCAAAAAACGUUUCUCCGAAUUGUUUACAACCUCUCGUGAAUCCUGGCUAUCACACAGUAUGAUGGACUAUUUUGGACAAACCUCAUCGGUCAGAAUUAUUGAUAUCCUUGUGAAGGUACAACAACCCCAUGAUAAGUAUAUCCUGGACAAAUUAGCCGAAUGGAUACGAAGCGGAUCGAAUAAAAUGCUAGCGCUGACUCUUUUUGGGCAUAUUAUCCAGAAAAGACCGUCCUGGUUGUGCAAGGUGGGUAGUCACCAGCUGGUUAGAGAGAUGCUUAAACUAUCUAAAAUGGAGAAGGAAAUCAUACCACUAAUUAAUGCCGUGCUGUGCAUCAUCAACCUGCUACCGGUUAUUCCGUUGGUGAUGGGAGGAUACGUUCAAGAUUUGUUCGAAAUUUUCAAUUAUUUAGCUACGUUCGAUAGGAACACUUCGGUCAAUUUACCAGAAGACCAGUUGAUUCAUUUGCAGUUCGGUUUGUACGAAUUGUUCAAUCGAUUAUAUGGCAUGUAUCCGUGUAAUUUUGUGACGUUCCUAAAGAGAGAGUAUCGUGGCGAAAAGCAGGCCAUUUUUCAACAUACGAUUAAACCUCUGCUGGACACCGUCAAGAUACAUCCUCGUUUGGUGUCGUCCGAUCAGGACAGUGAAAUCAGCCAAGUUCGUUGGAAAAAUAUGGAACCGCACGAUGUGGUUAACGAGUGUGCCCGAAUGUCACUGGAUUAUCUAGACAAGCCACAGGAGCCUCAGCAAAUUGCAGGCAACGAAUGUCCUUGCUAUGCCACGCCUUUAAAACCCGCUGAAUUUAACGCCGUCACAACAGCUAUAGAUUUCCAGUGGAAAGCAAGCGUAAACUACUUCAACACAAUCUCCACAGACCAAAAACUCAGUACAAUUGCAGCCCAAAAUUCAUUCUGGUCGCCAAGCAAUAUGAUGCAACCGACACCACCGCCGGGACCAGCAACAGUUCCUCACACUCCCAAUCCCACACCAAGUUACACGAUUCCCUCUAUAUCGGGUCCGCAGUUGCCGGCUGCUGAUGGAGCUUCACCCCCAGAAGCAGCCGUAGAAGCAACGCCUGAAACUACUCCGAUGAAGGAUAUUGUGAAACCAGUUCGGCCUUAUCCGGUGAACUCGACAGCGGUUCGGGCAAUGUGGAAUACCAGUCAGCCGUCGUCGCCGAUUAAAAAGGAAGCUACCCAUUUUAGCUACGAGAAAAGUGUCAUUACAUCGCAAAAAUUGCUGCGGAUGGUGAAUGAUCGUAAUCACUCGGUGUUGCAGAUGCCAUCCAAUUCUGCAGUCAACACCACUACAACUUCUACAUCGACAACAAGCAACAGUGUUCCGUCAAGUCCACUGCCUAUUGAUCAACCUGCUUUCGAAAUCAGUCGACUGUCUCAACUAGUAUCGAAUGUGUCUCUUACCUCGGGCACCAUCGCUAGAUUUGAUUCACCAACGAUUAGUCACCCCGAUUGUACGCAAGAGGAUCAGGAAGUACACGACAUUAAUAGUCAACAUAUGCUUCAGGAACUGCUCCCGAUCCCGCUGACUCAGGCUGUACCACAUCAACUGCCCUCUGUUCAUCCAAUGAAGGAAGCUUUCGAUGCAGAGGAUUUCGAACAGGAGGAAGGGUCCCCCUGUUCCGCUGGUGGAUUGCACUUUAAGAAUUCGCAAUCGAUGAUUAAUUUUACCAGGCGUCGCUAUCGAAUGCAUAGCCAGUGCGUGGUGGACUCGGAUCCCAGCUACAGUACGGGAACUUCCCCUGCCGAUACGAGCAGUUAUAUGUUGAAGAAUGGAACCGGAAUUUCUACGGCACGAAGUUCGGCUGGAGUAGUGACAAGAAAGCAUCAACGUCGGCACUCGCUACCGGAUUUGAAAAAAUACAGUUUAAGAGUAGAUCCAAAGACACUGGCGGGCGAUCGGCUAGAUCUGACACUAGUUGAGACAAAUGGGGACAGCAGUAGCGGGAGCAGUCCAUCGGGGGAAGAGGCUAUAUCGGCUGCAACUCAUUUUCACAAGAAACAAGAGCAAAAGACUGAAGAGCAUAUUCGUAGGAAUUUAACACUGUUCCAAGAAAUACGUAAAAAUUUGACCAAUGUAGGAGGUUGUCAUCGAACGGGACAAAACGGUCUUCCGGUAUCUUCACUUACCAGCAGUGCUACGCAGACAAUCGAAAGCUAUCCACAGCCGUACGAGCAAAUUGUUUACGGCAUUCUGCAAGAAGAGUUGAAAUAUAAAUCGGAUAUCGCGCUAAAGCGACUGCAAGAGCGUUGCGACAGUGAAAACAAACCGGACCCUAAUUUAAUGCUUGAUAAAUACAUAGAGCUUUGCGUGAAAAAGCGUGUGGCGAACGGCGAUCCCAGGCGAAUGGACGAGCUGUAUCGGGACCAUAUCACUUUGCUGAAUUUGCAACUGCAGUACGAAAAGCACCGACGGGAGAUCCAUGCCGAACGUAACCGACGGCUGUUGGGGAAAAGCAGGGUGAUACGUGGGCUAGAGCAAAGCAACGAAACAUUGAAGGAUCAGGUCUCGAGGCUGACCAAAGAAAUUAGCUCACUAAACACCGAACUGGCGGCACUGCGACGCAAAACAAAUGCGGACUGGGGUAAAAAUUCAUCGGAAGUGAUCGAGCUGAAGGAACGUUAUGCAGCUGAGGUUCACAAAAAUCAAGCUUUGCAAACACAAAUCAAAGAGCUAGAAUUUGCGCUGAAAGAGGAAACUCAAGCACGUAAGGAGCAAUCGAUGGCAGUGGAGCAAGCCCGCGGGGAGUUGUUUGAUUUACGGAACGAAAUGCAGCAAGCUCUAUAUAAAGCUGAUCUUGGACAGCAGUACAGAGACGAACUAACAAGGCUCCAAUGCGAGCUCAUUUUGAUGGGUGAGAUUCAACUGAAGUGCAAAGAACGACUUGGGAGCCUGGACAGCGUCAAAGCACGAGACGUGGAAAAUGCGAUUAUUCAGGAAACAUAUCUAGAGGAAGUCAAAGAUCUUAAAUUCAAUCUAGAAAUGAAAUCAGGGCAGCUGGAUUCGACCAAGGAACGUUUAACAGAACUCGAUCAACUGUUGGUCAAGCGCGAUGAAACGAUUGCGUUGCAGAAGCGUAUGCUGAAGACGGUCAAAGAGGAGUAUGAGGAAAAAUUCAAUGCCCUCGAGCGUAAGUAUCACGCACAAAAAGCUAUCGUCAUCAAAAUGGAGGAAGCUAUUCUAGAGCUACGUGUUAGCACCGCCGCUCGCUCUCCCGAUUCUGAUCGGACAGAUGCAGUUGGAUCGCUAGAUCAUACCUCUCCGCUAUCGAUAUCACUAGCCUCGAGUGAGGGUCUUUCGGAGAUUAAAAACCUUGCAUUGGUGGUGCAGUCUGGUAGUGGUGGUGGUAGCAACCUUAGUACCCUUGAACUAGAUUCAAAUCAACCAACACCAUUGGGAGGUACUCAUGCCUCAAUGGACAAAGAUGUCACGGGUAGGCCUCUGCACCAACCUGGUAAUCAGUCGGAAGAUACUGCAACGGCAAUUCCUGGGCCAAGCCAGCGGAUGUAAGUCGCACGUUCGUUUCACUUGUCUUUGUAUGCCAUGUUUCAAUCCCUCCUCCACCUGUAAAUCUGCAUAACUGAUGUAAAUCUAUCUCUCAAUCUCGUUGAUGUAAUGUUCGCGCAGAGCACUCAAAUUUGCAUGCAUGCAAACGAUAUAAUAAAGAAUAUUAGUAUUUAUUAGGUUGUUGGAGGAUGACUGUUUUCAAGUCGUUGAUCAAAAGAAACAAAAACUUUAGUCGAUUGGCCUUCAAGGUUGAAAUUCAAAAAAAAAAUGUGAAGAGAUUUACUAAGAAAAAGAAAGUUUAUAAAAUUAUGCUGCUUGCUUUAGUGGGGAAUAGUGUUGAGAAAU